Closterium sp. Naga37s-1 is the source of this 3204-nucleotide messenger RNA. Lineage: Eukaryota; Viridiplantae; Streptophyta; Zygnematophyceae; Desmidiales; Closteriaceae. The record is from the annotation of a GenBank genome assembly.
AUGAGAGCCCCCUCGCAGCCCGCCGUGCCGCUUGCCAACUUGGCCGCCGGCGGCGGACCGCGGCGGGGGGAACGGCGUCGGGAGGGCGCGAGGGGCAGCAAGGGGAACGCCUCCGCGGAUUGGAGCGAGAUUGUAGAGGCGGGGGAGGGGCGCGCCGUCGGGGGGAAUUCGCGCAGCAGAGGCGCACGAUGUAUGAUCGGGGGAGGGGAGUGGUGCGGGAAAAGUGGGGCGGGGCGAGGGGCAGUUAGCGCGGCGCCCACCUCGCCACGCUCCCCCACGCGGGCAGCUGUGUCUCCGCGUCACUCGACCCAAGCGCCCCUCUCCCCCCGCCCCACCUCCCCUCGCCAUUUUUCCUACAACCUGCGCCUCCCUUGCGCGACUUCCAUCGCCCACCCGCUCCUCACCAACCCGCGCGCCCUGCUGCUCGCGCUGCUCCUCGCUGGGGCCCUCGCUCUGCUCGCCCUCCUGCCGCCCUUUUCUGUCAGCAUUUCGCUCGCCAUGCCGCCUGUUUCUGCUUUCACCGUUGUGCUAUUCUACAUAGUGCUGCCGGAUCACACCAUGCUGCUUGCUCCACCGCACCAUUUCUUCUUUCCUCUCACUUCCUCCCAUCGUUCCAUACACCCUCCGUCGUCCCAUCACCCUCCCCUCAGGCCCAUCAUAGCACCUCCUCCGAAGCAACCCCCCUCUCUGCCGCUGCUGCAGGCACCACCCUCGGGUACUGCCCUCCCUCGCUCCCACCCCAUCGCUCAUAUUACAUCCCACCAUCCCCAUGCCACAUACCACAUUCUCUUUCCCCACCUCGUAAUCUUCCAUCCGUCCCACCAUCCUGCCAUCCCCGGUCCGUGCGUCCCCCUGCCACCCAUCUCUCACUUCUCUCCCUUUCCCCCUUCCCCUCCCCCCACGCGCCCUCUCCUGUGCUUCCCCACGCGCCCCUGCAACCCCCUGCAGCGCCUCGCCCCAGCACACGUACGUCUGGGAGGGGAGCGCCUACUCUUUGUCAACGCCUCUCUGCCUCCCUCCGCGCUGCCCCCCUCCGCGCUCCCCUCCCCCUCACUGCCACGCUCCCCCUCGCCGUGGCUCAACGCGGGGGGGAGGCUGGAGGAGUGGGGCGGGGGCGAUGGGCAGUGGCGGCGGGUGGCAUGGAGGGGCGUGAGGGGGAGGGCAGCAGCGUGUGUGGCACUGAGAGACACAUUUGAUACCGCCAGGGGGGAGUAUCAACGCGCACUGCAGCUUCACCUGCAGUCCCUGCUCCCCCCGCUCUCCCCCCCUUGCCCCUCUUCUCCUCCCCGCCCCCCUGACCCUCCUCCCUCUGCUCUGCGCUCCUCCCUCUCCGCCCUGCGCCAGCGCCUGCUUACAGAGUGUGCUUAUAACGGGGACGAGCUAGACCUGCCAGCAGAAGAGAGAGGGACGCUCAGACUGAGGGAGGAGGAGAGGAGGAAGGGCGGGGGAGGGACAGGCGAGGGAGGGGAGCGGGGCAGGCAGGAAAAGAGUUUGUUAGAGGCAGACGGGGGGUGGCGGUGCAAAGGGGACGAGCAGGGGAAGGAGGCGCGGGCGUGUGUGGGGGUGAGGGCGGACGUGCCGGUUUGGCAGCGGCGGCGCGAGCUGUUCCCACAGGUUGCAGUGGGCAUGUCGCUGCUGCUGCAGUACUUCCAGCAGCCCUCAAACGUGCAGCCCCUCGUCUCUCGCUUGCACGCCUGCGCUGCUCAGGGGGGAGGCGGUGGGGGUGUGGGUGCUGCAAGUGGCGGUGGUGGUGCUGCUGCUGCUGCCAAGACAGAGGGUGGUGGUACUGGGAACGUGGGUGGGGGCGCGGAUGCACAGCAAGGGCGUGGGCGUGGGAUUGGGGUUGGGGUUGGGGGUGGGGAUGGGGGGGCAGGAUGGGAGGUGUGGGAGGGGCUGGGGGGCGAGGUGAGUUGGGAUGAGCGAGCGGUGGGGAAGGGAGGAGGUGCAGCGGCGGGGAAGGGAGGAGGUGCAGGGGCGGGGGGGGCGGAGAAUGGCAGCAUAGCAGGGGAAAUGGGCGGGGGGGGGCAGGCAGGGUACAGGAUAGAGCUGACCGCCAAUGUGGAUGAACCCUCCUCCUGGCCGCUCUGGCUGCAGAUGUGGCAGGACACUGGGGGAGGGCAUGGGGAAGGGCAGGGAGGGCAGGGUGGGCAAGGGGGAGGGCAGGAGAGAGGGCAGGGGGGAGGGAAGGGGGAAGGGCAAGAGGGAAGGCCGGAGGGAGGGCAGGGGGUGAGCCAUUGGGCAGGGCUGUCACUGCCACCGCUACCGAGUCAACCACAACCAGGCCCCGAGCCUACCAACACCACACUCCUACCCCCCUCACAUCCCCCUUGGUGCGGGCAUCAUGGGUGCAGCCACCCCUCCUUCCUGCGCGUCAUCUUCCGCCACAACACCCACGAGGUCUUCGCCUUCAACCGCGCCGCCUCCGCCUCCCGCGCGCCCCUGCUCGCCCUGCUCCAAGACGACCUCCUCCCCCCCGCCUCCUGCCAUUGGCUGCACGCCAUCCUGCACGCCCACGCCGCCCAGCCGUCCCUCGCAGCACUGGGGUACCGCACAGGCAAGGUGGAUGUGGACAGCCGCGGGGGCGAGGGCGUGAGGGCGUACCAGCGGCAGAGCCGGGCGCUGUGGGCGCAGCCGGCGUGGGAGGCGCGGGCGGGCGUGCGGGGGUACAUGGCGGGGGUGGUGGACUCGGGGCCGCUCGUGGUGCGGCGUGCGGUGUGGGAGCGCAUGGGGGGGCUGGAUGAGGGCAUGUCGACGAGAGGGCAGAGCGCCAUGGUGACAGACUGGGUGCUGGCGUUCCAUGUGUGGAUGGCCGGCCACAAGGUGCGUGCAUGGCUUUUGAGGUGCCUCAAAAGGCUGGAUGAGGGCAUGUCCAUGAGAGGGCGGAGAGCCAUGGUCACUGACUGGGUCAUGGCGUUCCAUGCAUGCACGGGCCAUGUGUGCAUGCACGGGCCAUGUGUGCAUGCACGGGCCAUGUGUGCAUGCACGGGCCAUGUGUGCAUGCACGGGCCAUGUGUGCAUGCACGGGCCAUGUGUGCAUGCACGGGCCAUGUGUGCAUGCACGGGCCAUGUGUGCAUGCACGGGCCAUGUGUGCAUGCACGGGCCAUGUGUGCAUGCACGGGCCAUGUGUGCAUGCACGGGCCAUGUGUGCAUGCACGGUGCCCCGUGCCAACCUCGUGCUGCCGCUGCUGGAUGCGUGGCAGUGA